Panicum hallii is the source of this 2009-nucleotide messenger RNA. Its product is annotated as putative leucine-rich repeat receptor-like serine/threonine-protein kinase At2g14440. NCBI's taxonomy places the organism in Eukaryota, Viridiplantae, Streptophyta, Magnoliopsida, Poales, Poaceae. Gene Ontology annotation, molecular function: protein binding. The transcript is spliced from 9 exons. Bases 212 to 1759 code for a protein of 515 amino acids. The record is from RefSeq and is a predicted model, not a curated record.
GUUUGAAGGAUUCACAAAAAUGAACUCCUGAGAACAAGCUGCCGCCCGAGCAAACAAAACAAAACAAAAGUCGCGAGCCGGCGGCAACCGCAGCUGUCUAGUAGUUGCCGUUCCCCCUCUCUCCUUCCAAUCCAAUCCAAACCCGCGUCUUUGUCGCCGGGCGCAGCAGCCCAGCAGCCAGCAUUGGAGGACCCCACUUCCAGCGGCACCGAUGAUCCCCUUCUCCCUCCUCGCCGGCGCCCUCGUCCUCCUCGUCGUCGGCGCCACCGACGCUGCUCUGAACGGGUACCAGAUAAACUGCGGCGCGACGUCGGAGCAGGUCGCCGGGAACGUGACAUGGGUCCCCGACGGGCCGUUCGUCAGCUCCGGCAAGGUCGCGGAGCUCAGCUCCCGUGGGGUAAUGCCGAUGCUCUCCUCCCUCCGGUACUUCCCGGAUGCGUCCGCCAGGAAGCACUGCUACGUGGUCCCCGCGGAGCGGCACGCCAGGUACCUGGUCCGCACGACCUACUACUACGGCGGGUUCGACGGCGGGCGGGCCCCGCCGGUGUUCGACCAGGUCAUCGACGGCACGCGGUGGAGCGCCGUGGACACGGAGGCCGCCUACGCCAGGGGCCUCGCCACGUACUACGAGGCCGCGGUGGAGGCCGCGGGGAAGGAGCUCAGCGUCUGCCUCGCCAGGAGCGGCGGCACCGCGGCCGGCCGGAGCCCCUUCAUCUCCGCGCUCGAGGUGGUGCCGCUGGAGGGCUCCGUGUACAGCGCCGUCAACUUCACCGCCUACGCGCUCAGCACCGUCGCGCGCCACAGCUUCGGCCGCGGCGGCUCCGUCGUCGGCUACCCAGGUGACCGUUUCAACCGGUACUGGGAGCCGUACGGCGACGGGAGCACCCCGGUGGUGGAGAGCCAGGCGAGCGUGGCCACGGAGGCGUUCUGGAACAAGCCCCCGGAGGCCGUGUUCCGGCAAGGAUUGACGGCGAGACGAGGCAAGAGCCUGGACCUCCAGUGGCCGCCGGCGCCGCUCCCCGCCGCGAGCUACUACCUGGCGCUCUACUUCCAGGACAACCGGGCGCCGAGCGCGCUCAGCUGGAGGGUCUUCGACGUCGCGGUCAACGGCCAGCUGUUCUUCGCCGGCCUAAACGUCUCCACGGCGGGGUCCAUGGUGUACGGCGCCCCGUGGCCGCUGUCCGGGCAGACGAGGAUCACGCUGACGCCGGCGCCGGACUCCCCAGUCGGGCCGGUGAUCAACGCGGCCGAGCUCAUGAUGGUCGUUCCCCUCGGAGGGAGGACGCAUCCCAGAGACGUCAUCGGCAUGGAGGCGCUGGCCAGAGGAUUUCUGAACCCGCCGUCAGACUGGAGAGGCGAUCCUUGCCUCCCCAAGGGGACCUCAUGGACUGGUGUCACCUGCAACGAAGAUCCACUUGCAAGAGUAAUCGCUAUCAACCUCACAAAUUACAGAGUUGGAGGAUCAAUAUCUGACCACAUUGCCAACCUGACUGCAGUCUCCAGCAUUUGGCUUGUGGGGAACAAUCUAACCGGGCCUAUUCCAGAUAUGAGCCCCCUGCAUCAUCUAGCCUCUUUGCACCUGGAGGACAACGGACUGACAGGCCCGCUCCCGGAAUCGCUCGGAAGCCUAACGAGACUUCAGGAACUGUCUGUGCAGAACAAUAACCUGCAAGGGUCAAUCCCAAGCAGCAUAAGGAACAGAGCGAUGGGGGACAUUAGCUUCAGGUUCAAGUACACACCUGGGAACAACCUUAGCUAACAGUAACACAAAAGACAAAAUUAUUUGACUGGUGAUCUUAUAUCGCUGUGUUUCUUUUCGUACUCACUUUCUGGCACUUCAGACAUUUUUGUUCUUUCUUUUUCUUCUUUGUUUUAUUUUUACAUCUGUAUGUACCGUCAAGAUGUAAUUUUAUUUUUAUUCGAGUAACAGUGUAAUUUUUUGUUCAUAGAGAAACAAAGAGUGAAUUUUCUUAAAUGAGGAAAACAAGAAGGCUAUUUACUUAGACUAA